Leishmania braziliensis MHOM/BR/75/M2904 is the source of this 966-nucleotide messenger RNA. RefSeq lists its product as hypothetical. The record is from RefSeq and is a predicted model, not a curated record. NCBI's taxonomy places the organism in Eukaryota, Euglenozoa, Kinetoplastea, Trypanosomatida, Trypanosomatidae. Bases 1 to 966 code for a protein of 321 amino acids. The transcript has a single exon.
AUGAACAGCGUGGCGCACCGCACUCGUGCCGUCACUGCCGUCACGCUUCCAUCGUGCCUACGCCGUCGGCGUACAGCCGCAUCGUCGCCGUCGUUGUGCUUGUCGCAGGAGCACGCGGCGUGCGCCUCUGCCCCAGCGCGCUACCUCUUUACCUCCUCGCUUCUUAGCAAGCUCGGAGACUCGGUCGCCUCCAAGGUGUCACAGCUCGCGGAGAGCGUCUGGCUAGCAGAUGAGAAACUCGUGACGGAGCCACGACGCAAGUUCGAGCCGCAGCGCGUCGCCAACACAAGUCUGGCAGAGCGCCUCGCUGCGCAACGAAAUGUGCGGCGGUGUCUCGUCCCAACAAGCAUCAAGGUGGACAAGUCGCGGCAGUACGUUGAGUUCACGUGGCCUGAAGAGGCGGUCGAGGCGAUGCGCAGCGUCUCUCUCAAGACGCACACGCCCGAUGUGGCAGAGUCGCCUAAGACCUCAACUGGCAAAUCUUCUUCCCCGGCAGCUUCAUCACAAGUGGCCGGAAGCGCCACUGCUUCUGUUGAUCACGCAUCAGCUAGAGAUCAGAGCAGUGCGCCUUGCCCAUCUCCCCGCCUCCUUUGCGUCCCUCCUGGCAUGCCUCUUCGGACGCGCGCACUGGCCGAGUACCUGCGCGCCUACACUCCCAGCACCGACGGCGCACUCGGUGACAAGGACAUCGUCAUCUAUGGUCGUCGCGGCAUCGCAAUUGUCAAGAUCAUUCCUGUCGGCAACUACGCCCUGCGCUUUGUCUUUUCUGACGGUCACAGUGGCGGCAUCUACAGCUACGAGUACCUUUACUACCUCACGGGCCCCACCACCAAGUACGGCUUGAUGCGGGGUUACAUCACGGAGCUGCGGCAGCGUCGCAAGUCGCGCGACCCGCCAAAACGUUCCCCGUCCAUCAAGUACGCCAACCUGCUUGCGCAAAACGCCGCGACAGCCGCAAAGCACUAG